CAUCUGCCCCACAAACCUGUGACACUUUAGUGAAAUGGAAAUGCAUACUGAUUCGGCAUUUCGCCUGUAGUUAAUAUCUAGCCCAACUUCCAAUAUGGUAGAAGAGGUUGUUGUCGAGCUUUACGGUGUUGUCAUGUCCCCGCAGUGCCGAUAGUGGUGCUGUGAGGAGUCUACCGAGGACUGAACUAAAAAAAAAAACAGCAGCCUAGCACUUCCAAUGUUAGCCGUGGGUAAUAUCCAUUUUAAUGCACCAUUUCUUUAUAAUUAUUUGCGCACGACUUCAAAAAGGAGUAUUUUUCGUAGCAUGUCGAGUACCGAUGCAUAACUGGUCCAGCUGGUUAUAUUAAGUAUUUCCACAGUGUAUCCGGAGUGAAUACCCGUAGAGCCUGUACUAAUUGAAGCUGAUGUUUUCAAGGAAUAGAGUCACGUGAUGUACGAGGGGAAACACAUACACUUCUCGGAGGUGGACAAUAAGCCUUUGUGCUCAUACAGCCCGAAACUCUGCAAGCAGCGCAGGCUUAAUGGAUAUGCCUUCUGCAUACGACAUGUUUUAGAGGACAAGACUGCUCCAUUUAAACAGUGUGAAUAUGUGGCCAAGUACAACAGCCAACGAUGCACUAACCCCAUUCCUAAAGCAGAGGACCGCAGAUACUGUAACAGCCACCUGCAAGUGCUGGGCUUUAUCCCCAAGAAGGAGCGUAAGAAAAAACAUGACGCACUGGAUUCUGUAGCUCUGAACAUAACAGUGCCCUCUCUAGCUCUCAAAGCCUCUAAUGGCUUAGAUGGUUUGCCUCCAUCACCACCCUGUACUCAUCUGCCCCCUCUUGCCCUGUCUGACACACACCUGCUGGACCCUUUCGCCUUUUACGAAGAUGACCUGGAUGGAGUGGAAAACACCACACGCAAGAACUCUCUACUUAAGAGGAAGCCUGCAAGUCGGCUAGUGCUUAGUCACCAAGGGCCUCGCCAUGACGCUGACCUCCCCUCACCUAAAUCAGAGCAAUUGACACCAGUCACAGUGGCCUGCACACUGCCCAAAUCACCACACCUACCACCACCACCGCCGCCACCACCACCAGCAGUACCACCUAUACCUCCUCCACCCUCUCAGCAUGCUAGUCACGCUUCCUAUAUCCAGCUGGGGGCAUCACAGGCUCUGCCAUGUAAGCCAGCACCAGCUCCUUCUGGACUCUCUCUGGUUCCUCCCCUGCCCCCCACAGCAGGCCAGCAGUAUCGAAAAACCUUCCUUACUGUCCCCAGUCAGCCACCUACUGGCACUCAGGAGUGUCCACAGAGCCACACCAUCGCUAUACGACCCACUGCCUUCAUAGCACCUCCUGCCUGCCUGUCAAGGCUACAGCAUCUUGUACAGCUUUGUGCGAACAGACACCGACAGCAUGGCGACCUCUUUCCCCAUCUCGGGCUGGACUGGUCUGAUGAAAGUACAGAUGAGGAUGAAGAAGCAGAAGAGAGAAUUCCUUCAUUGCCUCAGGCCUGGAGACUGCAGGAAGGGAGUCCUCACCAUCAUUCCACUGGUGAACAUGAGGCGCCUCGGCGGUCUCGUCUGGCUCAGCUCUGUACAUACCUGCAGGACCGCUACAAGCACCUAUGCAGGCAGGAGAGAGCUGCCACACGCCACACCAGAUACAAAUACGCCUUUAGAAAAGCUCUGCUCCAAGCAGCCAGCAAGGACCCUGACUGCACAGGAGAACUCAUCCAGAAGCUCAGCAAAACAUCACACACCUCCAGCAGGCGUGCAGUUCAAAAAGAAAUGGAAAAAUCUGUGUGUACUGGUAGCACCAAGGGUCAACCCUGCAGCAACCCAUCUCUGCCUUUUACACGGCACUGCUUCCAACAUAUCCUGCUGAACCGCUCGCAGCAACUCUUCUCCAGCUGCACGGCACGGUUUGCUGAUGGGCAGCAGUGUUCUGUCCCUGUGUUUGACAUCACACACCAGACACCUCUCUGUGAUGAACAUGCCAAGAAAAUGGAUAAUUUUCUCCGUGGGGACAGUAACAGACGGGUGCAACAGCAGCAGAGACGGCCACGUAAAAAGACCAAACCACCAGCGCUAACAAAGAAACACAAGAAAAAGAGGAGGAAAGUAGUGCGGCGUCCCCAGAAACCCAUUCCUCCUGCUCUACCACAGGGCAACCUCCCUAUGCCCCCCACAUUGGCAUUGCCCACUCAUCAUGCCAGUAUCAGGAGCCCCUCUACACCUGACCUCAGUGCAGAUGAACUUCCUGAUGACAUCACCACUGAUAUAGCAGACAUUCCGAAUGAUUUGGAGUUAAAUCAGGAGGACUUUUCUGACGUGCUGCCGAGAUUGCCUGAUGACCUGCAGGACUUCGACCUGUUUGAGGGAAAGAAUGGUGAGUUGCUUCCCACCACAGAAGAGGCAGAGGAGCUUGUUCGCGCACUCCAGGCGAUGGGCUCCUAUCCUGACACGCUAGUUUGUUUAAACUCCAUGGGUGAACUGACCCAGGCUGAUGACCAUCGCGCCAUGAGCGUCUUCGCUGGUUCUGGGGUUACGGUGACGGCCAUGGGAGACCUCCUAAACGGUCGAAUAGCAUCGGACAACUUCCCGAGUCUGGAGCUGGAGGACAAUCUCCUCCAUCACUCAGCAGAUGAACAUUUCUCUCCAUCCCUGUCUCCUCACCCACCACCAGCCACUGCCUCCGCACCUGCUGCUGGCUCGAAUCGUACACUGAAUGAGCGAAAGUUCCCUCACUCAGCUCUCUCUAAACCCGAGCCUGCACUGCCCUCAUCUCCUCCAGGCAGCCAUUACAGCAGUGACCAUGUGCCCUCCCCUUACAGCGACCACAUCUCCUCCCCACACUCUGGCUCCUACCAGACUGAUCCUCCCCUCCUACUGGAGGUGCCUCUCAGUGGAUUACCAGGCGCUCCUCGUGCCUCCUGGAGCAACCUCGCCCUGUCCCUCACAGAACCAAUGCAGUAUGGGAACCUCUUGACACAGGACACUCAUCUCCUCUCAACCUCUCUGUCUACACCGCCCUCCAUCACUCACCCAUCCUCUGCUCCCUCCUCCUCUCCUCCAACCUCUCCUCAUGAUCUGCUCAGCACUAGCCAGCCCAAACUGCAGCUCCCACAAUUCAGUGCGGCCUUCGGUUAUCAGCUUGCCUCUCACAGUGGCAUCCCAAAAGACGUACAGCCUAGCCACAGUUCCACAGCGCCCCCUACGGGAUUCACAAGUGCUGGUGCCACUGCUGCAGGUGCCAACAGUGCUGCACCUACUUUCCAGCAGGGCAAGUGAAAGGAAAAGGGGCAGGCAUGUUCACACCCUUUUUUUCAGGGUUCUGUUAAAGCAGUAAUAGGGGUGAGGAAAUCAUGAUGAUGAUGAUUUCUUGUGCUAAGUUAGUGUUUCAAUAGGAGGCCUGGUUUAACCCAGAACUGCAAUCACUAUGUUACUGCCUCUCCUACAUCAUCACAUCACAUCACUCACUGCCCCCUUUGACGCUCAUUCAUUCUUUCAAUUAGCAGAAUCAGACAAUAGUAAAAUUGUCUGCGCUGUUUGAGUGCACAUUUAUGUAUUUGAAAAAAAUCUGAUCACAGUAAUGGGGCGGGGGGCAAAGCACCAAGAAUAUCCACCAUACAGCUUUUAUCCAGAAGAUUUUAUCUUGCACUGUACAUAUUAAACCUUUUAUGCAGACACUCAGAUGAAGCUUACUCAGUGGACCUAUCCUGGGCUGUAAACUUUCCUGUUCAGAGACCUCACAGGCACCUGAAGGUAAAAACCUGGUUACUCAGAGCAAUAAAGCACAUCAGCAUAUUGUCAUUACAGUAUUUAAACCAUAUAUGUCAGCUGUGUACCUCAUAGCAGCCAGACCUCAUGUUCAGUGUUGGUCUGUGAAAAAGCUCUCUCGUUUAAUACUGAGAAAGAACUUUUCUGCUUAAUACAGAGCUUAGAGCUAGACUGUGUUAUUUUACUUAUAAAACACCAACCUAACUCGUAAAGAAAACAAAUAGCUUUUAUGAUAAAAAAGGAAAAAUAUGUUUUGAUUUCUCACCAAAUAUAAGGAUUCAGAAAGUUCCAACUUAUGGUGCUCAUCAAGUUUCAAAUAAAAUGUCUGGAUGAGGUCUGUCUUUAAAGCAGAGCAGCCUUUUAAUAGGGGCUAGACAUGAGGGGAUAGACUGCAUGGCUGAAUGGUCUUUAAAUCUUUGCUGUGCUGGGACCUUUGGUGCAAUUUCUAUAGAGCAGGACUGUUCACACACUUCUCCUCAAACUUCCACAGUAAAUAAGGUUGAAAUGCCACACUAGACUGGCUGUAUCGCUCAUAAACUGUGGCAAGGUCUUUAUCACUCAGACUCUUCCCCUGAGAGGCAGCAACCUUCACAUAACCCUGGCCUUUUUUUUUUUAAAUACACUGUCAGUUCUGACAGUAAAUCAAUGGGUUUGGUAGAUUUUAGACAGAAUAACUAUCACAUAUAUUGUCAUAUGUAACAUAUUUAUAGAGUAGUAAAUGAAUUUGGAAGUAAUUGGGUUCUAUUGGUGAGUUUAACUAAGUGGCAGUGAAGCGAGUACACAGGUAUUUGAAGAAAAAAAAUAUUUGGAGGAAACCAGGUGGAGUUUUAGUUUUGUGAUGUACCGGUCACUAGUUUUAAUGGCUAUCAAAAUUCUAGUGAUUUGAUAUUUUCAGUUGAAUAAAUAAAUGUUUGUGGUGUCGUUUAUUUGGGAAAAAAAGACUUUGAUCAUGUUCAACAGUAUUUUUUGAUAGCUAUUAAAAUCCAGCUAGCAGUAAUAGUGGAAAGUUUGAUGUUUGCAUGAAAACAACCACAAAUGGCCCCUAUUGUGAAUUCAGUAAAUUGACAUGGAUGCUUUCAUCCAAAGAGAAAGAUCUAUAGGAAUGUCAGUGUGAUAAGCAUACUGGUUUUUUUAUUUUAUAUUUUUUAACAAAUCAAAAUGAAAGCUUACUAGGUAAUUUGUUUUAACUCCCAUGGAUCCGUUUAAAGUGUGAUCAUGCUCUAGCAUCAGUGAUUUUUAUCUUUUAAUUUAUUGUUUGAAAUCAAGGCUGCAAACAGGAGUAUUGCCUUUUGGUUGAGUCAAAAAUGUUUUCAGCAAAACCGCCCCCCCCUCUCCCCGUCGUGUCAUAUCCCUGCAGCUGUACCAACCCCUUAGAUAAGUUGCAUUGAGAUUUACUGCACAGUCAACCCUCUAAAGCAAGCCAUCAUCAGGGCUCCACUGGCACUUGAAACCGCUUAAAAGCUAAACAAUGGCUGACAAAUUCCUAUACUCAGUGAAUGUACUGUAUAACUGUUUUUAAAUGAUAGGAUGAGCUAAUAAUCUAGUCACCUUUUGUUAUUGGUCCUUGUUUAAUGUCUAAGGUAUUUUUUGUAUACAAAAGUUUACAUUUUUAUGUAUAUUUUUCUUGUAUAAAAUAUGUAAUAUGUGUAUAAACAUUGUAUGUAAUACGUGUAUAUAGUGUGAGAAAAUUUGAUCUUCGUUUUUUUGAUGUAUGAAUAAAUCUUGCUGUGCUGAAA
Clarias gariepinus (North African catfish) is the source of this 5499-nucleotide messenger RNA. It is a transcript of the gene ino80da, whose product is annotated as INO80 complex subunit D. The coding region runs from base 431 to 3274 and encodes 947 amino acids. The transcript has 10 exons. Lineage: Eukaryota; Metazoa; Chordata; Actinopteri; Siluriformes; Clariidae. Gene Ontology annotation, cellular component: nucleus. The record is from RefSeq and is a predicted model, not a curated record.